Messenger RNA from Contarinia nasturtii (swede midge), 1384 nucleotides. RefSeq lists its product as uncharacterized. Gene Ontology annotation, cellular component: SCF ubiquitin ligase complex. Gene Ontology annotation, biological process: SCF-dependent proteasomal ubiquitin-dependent protein catabolic process. The record is from RefSeq and is a predicted model, not a curated record. The transcript has 2 exons. The coding region runs from base 500 to 1384 and encodes 294 amino acids. NCBI's taxonomy places the organism in Eukaryota, Metazoa, Arthropoda, Insecta, Diptera, Cecidomyiidae.
UGCAAAAGAUUUGCGCUCUACACAGAUCGAUAGAACGUUCUUAUGUGUAUUAUGGUUUGACAACAAAUAAACUAUACUCAGUAUAUAUUUUCAAAUUCACUCAGUGAGUCGAGAUUUUCAUUCGAAAUAUAGUGAUUAUUAGCGUCUUAUACGCGGACAAUUAUUGUUGUAGUUUAUGAAAAGGUUCGCAAUGCAAUUUUUGCCAGACAUAAUCGAUCCGGAUCACAAUUGGGAACAAGAAAAUAUUGCAUUUGAUUCGAUAUCCGAUUCCAAUGUGGCACCCAUCGAAUCCAUAAUAUGGCGUGCUGGUGAUUUAAAGGCUAUGACUGAGUUCAAAAAUGUUGGUCAUUUGAUUAUAAAUCCGGAUGUUGACGUGAUAGAGCCUCAAUGCGAUUUUCUGGAUUUUAUCGCGGAAAAAACGUUUCGUCAUCAAAACUAACGUCAAUUGACACUGUUCCUAUGUAGUGAAAAUUAUAUUGUGCCAAAUGAAAACACAAAGAUGAAGCUAAAGUCGAUGCUUUCACACUUGCACAGUUUUAAUUUGGUUUCCGAAAAAGGAUUCAACUUGGAAACAUUGAAAGAACUGUUGUCAUCGUGCAUCAAUUUAACUUCACUAUCAAUCAAUUGUAUCAAGUACGUGGAUUUGAAUUGGAACAGCCUCAAUGUAAACAUUCCAAACUUGGUUGAGUUGAAAUUCCAUUUGAAUGUUUCAAUGAACGACGAUGGACUCGAACUGUUGCUAAAACUCAAUCCGAAUCUGAAAAAAUUGUAUUUGGACGAAUGUAUCAGCUUAACACCAAAUGCAAUUCAAAUUAUUGCACGCUGUUUGCCAAAUCUUGAAGAACUCUCACUGGGCUAUUUACUUCAGAAAGUUGGCGCUGUGGAUUUGUGGUGCCUUAGCGAAUUGAAGCAAUCAAAAUCUCUCACUGUCAUAUUGGGGCCAGCUCUAUCGAUCAUUCAUGUAAUGUCUGAAAACGGAAUUCCCAUUGAAAAUUUGAUUCUUUGGUAUGUCGACGUACCUGAUGCUCUUAUCGAUAAGAUAUUGAAACUGAAACAAAUCAAGAGCUUGGCAGUUUACAACAAUGGCAGUGUUAACAUUAAGGAUGCUCAUUUGGAGUUACUUGCUAAAAAUCUACCAUCCUUAACUGAAUUUCGGCUAAGUCAUUCGAAUCAUGUGACACUUGAUGCAUUGAAAAAUUUUGUGUGUUGUGCCAAAGUUCUUGAAUUGUUAGCUUUAAACGAUAUCAAAAAUAUUACUACUAAUAAUAAAGACGAUUUAUUGUAUUGCGUGGAUCAACACUCAAAUUUGGCAAUUGAAAUUGAUUCAAGCGAAAAUUCCACAGGAUUCAAUGUGAACAAUGGCUUAAAAUGUGAUCAACACUAA